AUGUCGACUAAAACAGCACCACAGACCCAACUUCGACUGGAGUGGGUCUAUGGAUAUAGAGGACACCAGUGCAGGAACAACUUAUUUUACAACACCAGCAAGGAUGUCAUCUAUUUCGUCGCCGGCAUCGGGAUUGUUUAUAACGACAGAAAUCAUAAACAACGCUUCUAUCUUGGUCAUGAUGAUGAUAUCUUGUGCCUCACUUUACAUCCUGAUAGAUCUUUGGUGGCCACAGGACAGACAGGAAAGAGUCCAUUCAUUUGUGUCUGGGACUCUAGCACAAUGGACACUGUGUCCAUACUUAAGGAUGGACACCAAAAUGGAGUUGCUGCAGUAGCAUUUGACAGAGAGGGAACACGCCUGGUAUCAGUCGGGUUAGACCAGCAGUCGACCAUCAAUGUUUGGGAUUGGAAGAGAGGAAAAGUAUUGGCUACAGCAAGAGGCCACACUGAUAGGGUAUUUGAUGUGCAGUUCCAUCCCUUCAAAGAAAACACUGUUGUAAGCUGUGGUGUGAAACACAUUAAGUUCUGGACACUUUGUGGGAAUUCUUUGACCUCCAGGAAGGGUGUGUUUGGGAAAACUGGCGAGAUACAGAGUAUUAUGUGUCUAGCUUUUAGCUUCUCUGACAACACAACUUACUCAGGCACUAUGAGUGGAGACAUUUACAUAUGGAAGGAAAACAACCUCGAUAGAGUUGUACAGGAGGCACAUAAGGGUGCUAUCUACAGUCUUGACCAUGGAGAUGAGGGCUUCGUGACCGGUGGAAAAGAUGGUUGUGUACGGCUUUGGGACUCCGACUUCAAUCCGAUAACUACGGUUAAUCUGCUCAAUACACACAUAGGAUACAAAGGUUUAUGUGUACGAAGUGUAUGCUGGAGGGGAGAACGUGUCCUCUGUGGGACCCAGGACAGUGAGAUAUUUGAGGUGUUGGUACGGGAGCGAGACAAACCUCAGUGCCUUGUACAGGGUCAUGCUGAAGGGGAGCUCUGGGCCCUCGCUGUUCAUCCACGCAAGCCUGUAUUUGCCACAGGAAGUGAUGAUCAGACACUCAGAUUGUGGAAUAUGAACAACUUUGAAGUUCUCUCUAAAACAUCUGUUGAUCAGAAGAUCAGAUCUUGUGCCUUUGAUAAUGAUGGAAAUCACAUUGCCGUUGGGCUUAUGGAUGGCUCCUUUUUGGUGCUAAAGGUUGGAGAUUUUGCAGAGGUUGUACAUAUCAAAGACAGAAAGGAGGUGAUUCAUGAGAUGAAGUUCUCUCCUUGUGGUAAGUUCUUGGCAGUGGCCUCUAACGACAACUUUGUGGAUGUGUACUCGGUGGAGCAGCGCUACAAACAAGUAGGAAUGUGUAAGGGCAGUUCCAGUUUCAUCACACACAUUGACUGGUCAGAGGAUAGCAAGUUUCUUCAGACGAACAGCGGUGCUGCAGAGAGACUCUUCUAUAGAAUGCCAGUGGGCAAACAGCUUACCAAUAGGGAGGAAAUUGUCAACAUCAGAUGGCAUACAUUCACUGGUGUUUUGGGCUCAGAGGUCAAUGGAAUCUGGGAGAAAUACACUGACACCAACGAUAUUAAUGCCGUGGAUGCCAACUUUCAAGCAGAGACCAUCGUCACUGGUGAUGACUUUGGCCUGGUCAAAUUGUUCAAAUUUCCUUCUCUGCGGAAAGGUGCCAAAUUCAGGAAAUACAUAGGCCACUCAUCUCAUGUCACCAAUGUUCGGUUCUCAUAUGACAAAAGUCGAGUGAUAACUACAGGGGGAGCUGACCACAGCGUGUUCCAGUGGCGUUUUAUCGGUGCUGACGGCUCUGGUGCUGAAGGCUUGGUUGAUCCUCAGAGUGGUUACCUGGAUUCCAACAGUGAGGCUAGUGACUCAGACAUGUCCGAUAUUGGUGAGGUAGACUCCGACCUUGAGCAGGAAAAACAGAUCAAAUAUGACCGUGCUGUUUACAAAGAGGAUGCAAAAACUAUUCGAAAGAUGAUUAAGGCUGAAAUGGGUAGUGGUCAGAAACGCAAGAAGGGACCAGAUGUAGGUCUCAAGCUGGAAUACAUCCAUGGGUACCGUGGUUACGACUGCAGAAACAACUUGUUUUAUACACAGAAUGGUGAAGUAGUUUACCAUGUGGCUGCAGCAGGCAUUGUGUACAACAGAGAAAACAACACACAGAGAUUUUACACUGAGCAUACUGACGAUAUACUCUGUCUGUGUAUACACCCACUCAAAGACUUAGUCGCUACUGGUCAGGUGGGACGUGAUCCAGAAGUCCAUAUUUGGGAUACAGACACUCUCAAAACAGUCUCUGUACUGAAGGGACAACACCAGCGAGGAGUGUGUGCUGUAGACUUCUCAAGUGAUGGGAAAAGGUUAGCUUCCAUUGGACUGGACGAUAACCACUGUAUAGUGGUGUGGGACUGGAGGAAAGGAGAGAAACUGGCCACCACCAGGGGCCACAAAGACAAGAUUUUUGUGAUCAAGUGGAAUCCAUUUGAGACAAACAAACUCAUCACAGUUGGAGUGAAGCACAUCAAGUUCUGGACUCAGACAGGUGGUGGUUUUACAUCGAGUCGUGGGACCUUUGGCAACGUGGCCAAGUUGUGUGACAUGUUGUGCAUAACAUUUGGGAAGGCUGUAGAUUUGUUCUACUCAGGUGGGAGUGAUGGAAAUGUGUUUGUGUGGCAGGACACCAAACUGCAGCGCACAGUGAAGGCACACGAAGGUCCUGUGUUCGCCAUGCAUUCCCUGGACAAGGGUUUUGUGACUGGAGGAAAGGAUGGGGUGGUCGGACUGUGGGACGACCAGUUUGAGCGAUGUUUGAAGACCUACUCAAUUAAACAAGCUUCCAUAGCCCAGAACUCACGAGGUAUGUUGAUAUCCGAGUCUCCAUCCAUCAGGGCAAUAGUUCUGGGACACGGCAAGAUUCUACUGGGGACGCGCAAUGGUGAAGUACUGGAGGUGGACAAGGCAGGUCCAAUGACAUUACUCACACAGGGCCACAUGGAGGGAGAAUUAUGGGGUCUUGUUGUCCAUCCACGCAAGAAGGUAUGUGCGACCGUCAGUGAUGAUAAGACUCUCCGCAUCUGGGACCUAACAGACCAUAGAAUGAUUAACUACAAGCAGUUGAAGCAAGCAGGCAGAUGUGUCGACUUUUCCUCUGAUGGCAAAUUUCUGGCUAUAGGACUUAAAGAUGGAAGUUUUAUGGUGAUUAACUCUGACUCAAUGGAUGAAAUUUUAUCAUUCCACCACAGAAAGGAGGAAAUUUCAGACAUAAAAUUUUCUCCAGAUCCUGUCAAGUACCUAGCUGUAGCCUCUCACGACAACUUUGUGGACAUCUACAAUGUACAAAACCAGAAGAGGGUGGGAACAUGUAAAGGAGCCUCUAGCUACAUCACACACAUUGACUGGGAUAGGACAGGUAAAGUCCUUAUGGUCAACAGUGGUGCUAGAGAACAGCUGUUUUUUGAGGCACCCAGGGGCAAACGUGUUACUCUGCGGCACGCUGAAAUAGAGAAAUUUGAUUGGAUGACAUGGACGUCGGUGUUGGGACACACCUGUGAGGGAGUGUGGCCACCAAAGAGUGAUGUCACUGACGUAAACGCUGUCUGUGUAAGCAAUGACAAAGGUGUUAUUGCUACAGCUGAUGACUUCGGAUUUGUGAAACUGUUCCAGUAUCCAGUAAAGGAAAAAUUUGCUAAAUACAAGAAAUAUGUGGGUCACAGUGCCCAUGUGACCAACGUUCGUUUUACUGUUGAUGAUAACCUAUUGGUGUCAACUGGUGGGGCCGACACAGCCAUCAUGGUAUGGCGAUAUCGUAACACAACAGAGGGACCUGUAACUACAUGUGGUGAAAGUGAUGACUCUGACACUGACUCCGAGGAAGAAGGAGGUUAUGAUAGUGAUGUGGAGCGAGAGAAAAAUUUGGACUAUGCCAGCAAAAGCUACACAAAUCCCAUUAGAGAAAGGAAGGGAGUGAAACCUCAUCUACAGGAUGGUGCUGGAGUACAGGCAAAAUCCGGAUUCAAGCGCAAGCCUCCAAAACCUCCUAAGGUUCAAAGGUCAGAGGCUCCAUCUGCAGGUUCAAAGAGGAAAAAGACAACACAAGUGACAGAUCUACAAUUGGACUAUGUGUUUGGAUACCGUGGAUUUGAUUCUCGUAAUAAUCUCCAUUAUAUAAACGAGGGUGCUGAUAUCAUCUUCCACACCGCUGGAGCAGGCAUCGUCCAGAACCUGUCUUCAGGUCAUCAGAGUUUUUACCUAGAACACACAGAUGACAUCAUUUGUCUUGCGGUCAAUCAGCAUCCCAAGUUUAAAGGUCUGGUUGCCUCAGGACAGAUCGGCAUUGUACCAUCUGUCCAUGUGUGGGAUUCUGCCACCAAGGAAACAAAGUCUAUCCUAAAGGGCAGUCACUCUAAGGGUAUUUGUGCAGUAGACUUCUCCUGCUCAGGGAAAUAUUUAUUGUCAGUCGGACUUGAAGAUGACCACAAUGUGACAGUGUGGAGAUGGCAAGAAGGGUCACAAGUUGGAACAGCUGCUGGACAUAACGAGAGAAUUUUUCAGGCUGAAUUCCGACCAGACUCUGAUAGUCAGUUUGUUACUGUUGGUGUGAAACAUGUCAAGUUCUGGACGGUUGCAGGCAGUGAGUUGAGAGGUAAACGUGGUAUACUGACCACAGCAGGGAUGGACCAAGGUACCACAGUCAAGAUGCAAACCAUGCUGUCAUUAGCUUUUGGGGCGAACAACUUGACAUACACUGGAGCCAUGAGUGGGGAUGUGUAUGUAUGGAAGGACACCACACUUGUCAGAAUGGUACAGAAAGCUCAUAGUGGGCCUGUCUUCACCAUGUUUACAACCCUCAGGGAUGGACUCAUUGUUACUGGUGGGAAGGAACCAGCAUCAAGAGAAAGUGGGCCUGUAAAACUGUGGGACCAGGAGAUGAAGAGAUGCCGUGCCUUCUCGGUGCAGGAAGGCAACUUAAAGCCUUCAGUUGUGAAGUCUGUGUGUAGAACAAAGGGUAAAAUCCUAGUGGGGACAAAGGGAAACACUGUGGUGGAGGUAGCAGAGAAGAGUGGAACGACCUCAGUGUUGGUCGGGGGCCAUGCAGAGGGGGAGGUUUGGGGUCUCGAUGUUCACCCUUCCAGCCCCUGUUUUGUCACAGCCAGCUUUGACGGAACAGUCAGAUACUGGGACCUAGGAAAAAAGACUACGAUUGCGAAACUUGACAUUGGGGCAGCCAGAUCAGCAGCAUUUAGUGUAGAUGGUGAGAUGUUAGCUGUGGGCCUCAAAAAUGGCGAGUUUGUGGUGUUGAGCACCAAUGGCUUAAAGCUGUGGGGAAAACGCCGAGAUCGAGCUGGUGCCAUCAACGAUAUCAGGUUCAGUCCUGAUGGUAAGAUACUUGCUGUUGGGUCAGAGGAUUGUUGUGUUGAUUUCUAUGACAUCAGCAAAGGGCAGUCACUCCAGCGGGCAGGUUACUGCAAAGGUAUUCCUACUUUUGUCAUCCAGAUGGACUUCUCUGCGGACAGUCAGUACAUCAGGGUGAGCACAGGAGCCUACAUUCACCAGGUGUUUAAAGUACCCAAUGGAGUUUUAGUGAGUGACCAGAAAAUCACAGAUAACAUCACAUGGGCAUCUUGGACAAGUACUCUAGGGGAUGAAGUACUAGGAAUCUGGCCAAAGGACUCAAGUGGUGGUGAUAUCAACUGUACUCACUUGUCUCACCUUGGUAACGCCCUUGCUACUGGGGAUGACUUUGGUUUUGUCAAAUUGUUUGAGUUCCCGUGCCCAGACAAACAAGUGCAGCCUAAGUCUUUUGUUGGUCAUUCUGCCCAUGUGACCAAUGUAAGGUUUAUGUUCGAUGACAAGUAUCUCAUCAGUACAGGUGGUGAUGACUGCAGUAUUUUUGUGUGGAAAUGCAUCUAAAUGUGUUUCCUGGACUCCACACUGCUAACCUGGUUACCAAGGACCCUGCAUUAUACCUGGUUACUAAGGACCCCGUAUUACUUGGUUACCAAGGACCUUGCAUUAUGUAGUUACCUGGUUACCACCUACUGUCCUGGUUAGUUAGAACCUGGAAGAUUACUGGAUUCAACACUGCUCACCUGGUUACCAUGGACGUAAGAAUUCACGGAUUCCAGACUCCUUAACCCAUCACUAAGAACAGUAGAAUUCCAACAUACUGUCAGGAUUGUGUUCCAGUGAGAUACACAUUUGCUAUCAUAUGCUGAUAAAUUAACUCUUUUCUUCUCUUUCAAAUGAAUCUGCUCAGAAUAGACAGUAUCACUUUCUUCUGUAACGUGAUACCUAGAGAAAUAGCAGCUAAAGUCGUCACAUUCUACACAAACAUGUUGAUGAGUGGUAUCCUCAAAGGAACUCUUAAGACUUGUUUAGUUUGAAUAUCUUGUUGCAUACAGUUGUCUGAUUUAUGCUAUAAAUUCUAAUGUUUGUGCCUCAAAUUUUUUUUUUUUUCGAUAUCCGUCCAGAUGAUUUCAUUACAAUAUACUUUGUCUAAACCUGAUACACACACCUCUAAUGGGACUGCAUAAUUUGGUUGGUUUUCACGAAAAAUUAUAGAGCGAUCAUUUGUUAUAAACAUUUUGGAGACCACAAAAUUUCAAUAGGUCUCAGAAUCUAGACAAAGUAUAAACUGCACAAUAUAUACACAAUGUACAUUUUGUAGCAUUUGUUCAUUUUGUUAAAUUUACUGGAAGUUAUUGUGUGAACAUUUUAAUGUCACAUAGCAGCAUCCGAACAUGUGAUAGUUGUUUACAGGACCUGCUUUCUGUCCAUUGUUUACCUGUUUUGAGAUUUUAUUUUAUCCAGUACUUGAUUGUAUGACCUCUGACCCACGAAUAUAAUUAACAUAAUACCACUUUAUGAAUGAUUUAUUGUUGUAUGUAAGAUAAUGUGUUUUCUACAGGAAAUGUAAAAUCAGAUCUCUAGUAUCAACUGAUAGUGUGGCACCAACAUAUAAUAUACAAAUUAGGAAUUAUUGUGGCUCUCCGAUAUUUCCCAAAAUGUUUAUGUCAUUGUUAUUGUGUUUUAAAUCAGUUUACAUAUAUAAAGGUAUAGGUCACAUACUGAACCUUUUGCUUCUCUGUGUCCGAAGGACAAACAUGCGGUUGCAUGUUGUUUUGUGGUGUGUGGCCAUCUGUCAAUAAUUUCUUAAAUCUGCUUUUCUGGACCAACAUCAUGAAUUUAAGUUGUACAUAUAGCUUGACUUCAUGUAGAGUUUAAGGGCAGGACAAGAAAUUUUUGAUUUGACUGAACUGAUUCAAAGGAAUUUUAAUUAUGUAAUGUAAGAAGCUUAUUUAGGUGGUGGGAAUCCAGAAUUGUCCAGCCCCAGGGUGCUGAUUUGGUUAUUGAUUUUGGUCUUUGCAAGCCACUGCAUGAUAACUUGGCCUUUCCUUCUCAACUUAUUAACAUGCCAUGUAAUGGCUGAGCAUCAAGUAAAGAACACAAACAUACUAAAAGAUUUGGUAUUUGGGCUGGCCCUAUCCCCAAGUUGCAACAUGGGGAGAUCAACGCUGUCGUGCUACAAAGAUUAUCUAACUUUGUCUCCAUGGUCUUAACAUGAAAAAGGUUAAAAUAUACAGACUUAAACCAUUUACUAUGAAACAAUGUAUUAAUUACUACAUUUUGAUUAAUUAUUGAGUCUUAUUUAUCAGGAAAUACUUACCAUAACCAUACUUAUGACAUUAACUGGGACUAUUUUGCCAUUUGAGGUAAUAGCUAGGUGAGUGAAGCUGGCUCUCUAGAUCUCAUGUUGUUUAUAAAGAAUUGUGUAUGUGAUGGUUCAUGAUCAGUAUGUAUUAUCUACACUGUAGAUGACAGAAAUUUAUUAAAUACUUCAGAAUUUACAAGUUAUAUACAUGUUUAUAUAAAAUAUUUUAUUGAAUAGAUCUGAGCCAUACAGGCCAUUUUGGUCUCUUGUUUUAUAUGAAAUUAUACACAUUCCUAUGAUAGGUACAUUUCCAUGUGUAUACUGGUAUACACUGAUAAGAUUUUCUGAGUUUUUUGGUUUAAAACUCUUAAAAUCUGUCUAACUUUUAUGUGCCUGUUUUAUAACAUAGAUUUAGACUAUCCAUGAAAUAGUAUUCUUGUAAUGUUUAGCAACUUUUUACUUUUAAGCUACAAUAAGGGACAUGUCCCUGCUAUAAUAGAGUACUGUGUUUCUGGUAUAUCAUUUAACCAAUGGUGACUGAAAAUAGUGUAGCAUUUUGAUAAACUUUAUAUUUACAUAACUUUCACAUCAUAAUGUAUAGACAUUGAGCAUUGUAAUAUUGCAAUACAGUUAUGUCAAUAGGUGUAUAUAUUAGUAUUAUAAUGCUGGUAGGUUAUAAUUAAUUGUAGCUAUAAAAUAGUAUCACUGUAUUAUUUUCAUAAUUUGCUUGAGAAAGAAAACAAUUCAUUAUGGAAUGCUGAUGAAAUCUACAGGUCACCAGCUGUAAGAUUUCAUUCAAGUGCGCAUGAUCAAAAAUUUCUUGUGACAGCAUUUGGAGAAAACUGUGCAUGAUUAAUUUAUUAUCAUCUAUAUACACUAACUAGCUCACCUGUUUCAAUAAGUUGACUAAAUCCAAAACCUUCUGCCUUCUUGUUGACCAAAUCUAGGUCUGCUGAAGAAUAUAUCACUCGUUACUAUACAACAUGGUGAGGGUAGGGAUGGGUGACGGGGAACUAAAUAUUCAUUUUCUAUAGAUCAGCUGCUACUUGUGUCCAGUUAUGGGUUCAUGGGAUUCAAAUGUUCAGGUCUCAUAAAAUACACUUUAUUGUGAUUUUUUUAUGGUGAACAAUUCAUAUCUUUAAACACUUAAAUGGAUGGAGUGAUCAUUAGAAACCAUGAUCAGCCCUCUGGAAGGUUUAGAUAGUAAUCGAUAUUAUGCAAGACAUUUUCACUGUAAAUGCUUGCUCUACCUCUAAUUUUCCUUCUGUUGAUGGUCAUGCUGCUUGACAAAUCACCAACGUUGGUUUCAUAGACAAAUGAAGAGGACUUUCAGGAGACUAUAGGGAGUGUCUUGUUUGGGUUUUUGAUUUCUCAAGAUAUGUAAAAUUGUGUUCUGAUCCGAUGUUACAAUGUAACCAGCAAGACAAUAGGUAAUUACUUAUUGGGAGCCAAAAGUUGAGAGCCUCCUGGGUAUGCUUUUCUCAUCAGCACCAUUAUUUUGUUUUAUACAUGCAUCUUCCACAAAAACAGUUUGGGUAAUAUCUCUUUGUCCAAAGCCAUAAGUGCUUCAUUAAUGGAACUGACCUCAAAGUGCAUACAUAUAGUAAAAUCCGUCCAUACUUUCAUCAUUGUAAAAUCAGUCUUUGAUCUCCUUGGCUAUAGAUCAAGCUGGGGACGAUGUCAGCAAGUUUUAUGAAGCAGCUGUUUUGUUUUAAGACAAAAACAUUCCCUUAUGAUGAAGUGUGUUCUCAGAUUGUUUUCAAUGAAUGCCAUGCUGAUGUAUGUGACGAGGGUUUGACAACGGUAUGUGGUAUAUAGAGGAUGAUAGAAGAAAUAUUUUGUAGAUUUUAUACACUGGAGUAUUACACUGGUCAUAAUGCAGAUGUUUAUUUUGUCACAGAUAUGACUACAUUCUUCAUGUAUAUUUCAUAAAUUGUACAAAAUAACUAUUUUUUGCAUUGAUGAUAAUUACUGGCAUGUUUUGUAAAGUUUAUACACAUAAUGACAACAUGACAAAAUUAUAACAAGUAUUGAUGUGGUCAUCGUUAUUUUAUUUUUUUGUUGUGGUGUCAAAACUAUCAAUAUUUUCCCCUUGGAUGUGAUAUCUGCUGUUUCUUAAAUGUUUUCAGACCAGCUAAUAAUUAUGAACUAGUACCGGUAGUUUA
Ylistrum balloti is the source of this 9810-nucleotide messenger RNA. RefSeq names its product echinoderm microtubule-associated protein-like 6. The record is from RefSeq and is a predicted model, not a curated record. The coding region runs from base 1 to 5904 and encodes 1967 amino acids. NCBI's taxonomy places the organism in Eukaryota, Metazoa, Mollusca, Bivalvia, Pectinida, Pectinidae. The transcript has 36 exons. Gene Ontology annotation, molecular function: microtubule binding.